UAGUUAUCAACUAUGAAAACCAUCACAAACCAAGAAACCAUUAAACCAUCGUCCCCAACGCCACCUCACCUCAACCGUUAUAAUCUUCAUUCAUUGAUGACAAGAUUCCCAACUUUCAUAUGCCAUGGGUUUUCUUCUACAAAAACAACAACAAAGAUUAUGACAUCAUCAACAAAUUAAAAAACUCCUUGUCAAAAUGUUUAACACAUUACUAUCCAUUCGCAGGUCGGCUCCCAUCACCACCUCCUGCGUCUUACGUCGAUUGUAACGAUCAAGGAAUCGAGUUCUUGGAAGCUUCUAUCGAUGUUCCACUCGAAGAAUUUGUCCUCAAGAGAGACCCGGACGAAACCAUAAUUAAAAAACUCGUUCCUAGUGUUGGUAUCGAAAGUAAUCGUUUGCUUGAGGUCCAAGUCAACCAUUUUUCUUGCGGUGGAGUUGGAGUGGCUGUUUCCAUCACACAUAAAAUUGCUGAUGGGUUCACAAAGGCCUACUUGGUCAACCACUGGGCGACUGUUACACGUGGUGGAUCACCAAUAAACCCAACUUUUAUUUCUUACCCCAUAAGAGAUAAUAAUCAAGAUGGUCAGUCUCAUGAUCGUAUGAAAUCACCAUCUAAAGAUAAGUAUACACAAAAAAGAUUUGUGUUUUGUAACUCAAAAUUGGGUGAUCUCAAGAACAAGAUAAAUAAUACGGCGGGUGUGACUCCGUUGAACCCUACCCGGGUCGAAUCAUUAGCAUCUCUACUUUUUAAAUGUGCGGUGAAUGCAGCCACAACGAAAGCAGGAGGCUCUUUUCAGCCCUCAAACUUGACUCUAGCGGUGAACAUGAGAGAUAAUGUUGUUAGUACCGCUUCUCUUAAUAAUGUGGUAGGAAACGUAGUAAAUCUAGCCGUUGCGAAGAUGGCAACGGAUGAUAUCCAAUUAAACGAGGUGAUAACGAGUUUGAGGAAAGAUAGAAUGGAGAUGCAAGGGGGAGUAAUAAAAGAUGUUGAUGAAAAUGGGGAAAUGUUUUUAAAAAAGAAAAUGGGCUUAGUACUAGACAAAAGUCGUCGAACUUAUACAUGUACGAGUCUAUGUAAUUCUCCAAUGUACAAGGUGGACUUUGGGUGGGGAAACCCUUUACGAGUAAUUUUACAAACUAGUAAAUUCAAUGAUUCAAGCUACUUUAUUUUGAUGGAUACUCCUUCUGGAGAUGGUAUUGAAGCAACAGUGAUUUUAAAAGAAGAAGAAAUGACUUUUUUUCAAAAUGACAAGGAAUUCCUUUCAUUUGUCCAAGACUAGCGUGUACGUGUUGAUCCAAGGUAUAAGUACGCUUAAUUUCUACCCCAAUAAAUAGCCUUUUCAUGAUAAUGGUCAGCGUUUGUUUGUGUUG
Erigeron canadensis is the source of this 1371-nucleotide messenger RNA. RefSeq names its product acyltransferase Pun1-like. Lineage: Eukaryota; Viridiplantae; Streptophyta; Magnoliopsida; Asterales; Asteraceae. The record is from RefSeq and is a predicted model, not a curated record. Bases 120 to 1280 code for a protein of 386 amino acids. The transcript has a single exon.